UAAUUAUUCACUCAGAAAGCGUCACUCCUUUCGCUUAGCUACAAACUACCUGAAACUCUCUUCUACAUCUCUGUGAGACCUUCAAAGCAUAAGAAGAAUAUAAAACAAGUUUAACUGCAACAUCAUGAGUGACGAUUCGAGUGAUGCUUUGAGGAGGAGAAGAGAAAGACGCGAGAGAAUGGCCAGAGAUAUGGAAGAUUCAAAGAAUGACGAGGACGACGCCGCUGCCCGACGAGAACAGAGACGAAAAGAAAGAGAAGCUCGCAGAAAGGAACGUGAAAGCGAGGCUGCUGCAGACGAGGAAUCCGCUCGAUCGCGCCGUCGUCGAAAAGAAGAGAGAGAAGAGGAGUCGUCACGCAGCUCAGGAAAAGAUACGGACUACACUGACAGCGCUUCAGCACGUCGUCGCCGCGAAAGAGAGAGAGAAGAGCAAGAGCAAGCCGAGCGCCGACGUCAAGAACAAGAAGAAGAGGAACGACGAGAGCGCGAACGUCGCGACCGAGAGGAGCGCGAGGCUGAGGAACGYCGUCAAAAAGAGGAAGAAGAGAGAGCUGAGAGGCGCAGACGAGAGAAAGAACGAGAUGCAUCUGACAGACGCAGACGUGGCAAAGAAAGAGAAGACGAUUAUUACAGCUCUCGACGCGGUUAUAGAGAGGAAGCUGAACAGCAAAAUGAUGACGCGGCUGAAGAGGAAGAUGGCGAAGUUGAGACUAUCUUUGAUACCAUGUCUCCACAGAAAAAAGCUUCAAUCUUGGAGGGUCUUGCCGAUGAGUUCCGUCGYAUCGUUGAGGAACGUGAAUCAAAAGGACAGAUGGUGUCAGUAUCAGCAGCAGAACUUGACGAGCUGGAUCUUAAAGUACGUUCAUUACGAACCCAGGUCAGAAAAAGCGAGGAGACAAACAACCAGUUAACAAAGCAGAAACGAGAAAUUGAUGAGAAACUGAAGAAGAAUGAGAAUGAGCUGAACAGACUACGCACCGAUUUACAAAAGGCUGAGGCUGAGAACGAGCUGGCCAUCAAAGAAGGAAAGAAAGUCGCACCUAAACUUCCAACUGCAAGAGGCGCCAAGAAAGCUUCACCAUGGGGUGGAUUCGUCAACGUGGUCCGUAAGGCUCAGGCCGCCGCCUGGGAAGACAAAUUUAAAGCUAUGAAAGCCAAACAGAAGGGAUCYGAGCCUAAACCCGAAUGGAUGACUAAAGUCAAGAAACCCGAGAAUCCUCUAAUUGGUAUCGGCAAAAAACCAGCCGCCGCUGCACAGAAACCUGCCGAGAAGAAGCCSGAAUGGGCUCAAUCCAAGCUGAAGAAAGGAGGAGGUGGUGCACCAGCUGAAAAAGAAAAAUCUGAGAAGAGACCUGAUUGGUCAGCUCGUUCACUCAAGAAAUCCGAGAAGCCUGGUCAUGGUGGCGAUGACGAACAGACGCCAUCAAGAAGACAAGACUGGAGGGAGGGCUUGAAGUCUGGCAAAUAGACUUUCUGAUAUGAACCUUUAGAAUUACUUUUUCUUAUUGUGAUUUUGUUAGAUUGAAAACCAAGGACAAAAACAAUGAAAAAACCUUGUAGCGUGUUGUAUGUCUGUAUCAGUCCCUCACGACGGAUUCUAGUAAAGAGGAGUCUAGUAACAAGUUAAUACCCGGCAAGCUUUGCAGGAUUUUUCACGAAUAUAUCUUCCUGUGCCCACCCCUGUUAGGCACAGUAGUGAUAGUCAGGGCAAGGCGUAUUUAGAAUAACAAACAAUUCCUAUUUUUAGAAAAUUUAUUUUUUAUUUUUCAAACGUCCUCGAAAUGUUCAAAUCRCUUCAGCAUGAAUUAGGAUAAAUUAGYAUAAUUAUAUCUUAAUGCCUUCAUGGUGGCAGAGUUUGGCAUUUCCAUGAUGUCACUUUUAUUUUUGUAUACCGCUGAAAAAGUAUUUUUAUAAGAAUAUUUUAAGGAACUCAAGAUGUGUAUAUGGCAAGCAUGGAGUGUCGCUGGCUCAAGUGUUUUGUUUAAUUAUGCUGAUGUUGUCAAUAAAAUCCAAUUUCCUGUUUCUUGUA
Molecule: messenger RNA, 2029 nt
Organism: Exaiptasia diaphana
Lineage: Eukaryota; Metazoa; Cnidaria; Anthozoa; Actiniaria; Aiptasiidae
Product: zinc finger CCCH domain-containing protein 13
Exons: 18
Coding region: 125-1468 (447 amino acids)
Source: RefSeq, a predicted model, not a curated record